CCGUGAGAUAAAGACGGCUCUUUCCCUCCGCGCGUCGAUUCGCUUGGAGCGUUUAUACCGUACAGCCGAGUAACUACACAACGCCAUCACAGUCAUCGUUGAAGGGAUUUUCUUUUCUUUUAUUAUUAUUGCUGUGUCGGGCGGUCGAAGCGCGAGCACAUAUUCAUUUUUGCGCGCGCGGGGGCUGAAUCAUGUCCCUGAGCCCGAAACACUCCACACCUUUCUCCGUGAGCGACAUCCUGAGCCCGCUGGAGGAGAGCUGCUUUAAGAAGUUUGCGUGCAUGGAGGGCGCUUACCGGCAGCCUCCUCCUCCUGCGCAGGGCGCACAGCAUCAGCACCAUCACCAUCAACACCAUCACCACCACCAGCAACAGCAGCAACAGCAGCAGCAGCACGGAGUGAACCACGGAGCUUAUCACGUGCCGCACGGCAUGUCCCAGUUCUCACACGCGGCCGUGGCGGGAUACUGUAACGGGAGCCUCGGCGGAGUGGCGGAGCUGCCCACUUACCAAGAGAGCGUCAGGAGCGGCGCUGCAACUGCGGCUUGGUACGGAGCGAACCCGGAACCGCGUUACGCAGCACUUCCUAGGUUCAUGGGCUCCUCCACUGCUAUGAACAUGAAUAUGGGCGCUCUCGCGGGAAUGGACGCCAAGUCCAUGGUGACUCUGCACGCGGCUCCGCGCCGGAAGCGUCGCGUGCUUUUCUCGCAGGCGCAGGUGUAUGAACUCGAGCGCAGGUUCAAACAGCAGCGCUACCUGUCAGCGCCCGAGCGCGAGCACCUAGCCAGUCUGAUCCACCUGACGCCGAACCAGGUGAAGAUCUGGUUCCAGAACCACCGCUACAAAAUGAAACGGCAGGCCAAAGACAAAGCGACGCGCGAGCCGCAGCUCCAGCAGCAGCAGCAGGACGGCGGGGACGCGUGUCAUCAGCAGCAUUCACCGAGGCGCGUGACCGUGCCUGUGCUCGUCAAAGACGGUAAACCCUGUCAGAACGGAACCGACACACAGACUUCAGGCCAAAACGUUGCCAUGGCUGCGGUUCCACUUCAGCAACGAAGCCAAACAGUGGAGACGUUAGCGUCCGCAGCGGAUGAGCUCGACGACAUGGCACCGAGUCCUCCAGCGCUGCACGGCGCUCACCUCCCCGGCCUGUCUCACCUGGACUCCGCCCUCCUGGAGUACAACAUGGCGGGCUCGAACCUGCUGUACGGCAGAACUUGGUAGGCGAAUAAACGAGAGGAAAUGGCUUCUAAAGACUCAGAGAACAAUUGAACACACUAGACAGAAAGAAACGCGCAUUUCAACAUGUACAGAUUUGGGGAUUUUAUUAGAUUAUAUCCAUCCUGAAAUAAAAGCUGACAGCUGGAGUCUGUAACCGAGCUGUAUAAUGAUGUGGAUGGACAUUCUGGGGGAAAAAAGGCUUCUUAUUUUCCACAUCACUUUCUCUUCAAUACUGUUCAUGAAGCUUUUUCUAAGAUGGUUUUCAAACUUUUUAAA
Hemibagrus wyckioides is the source of this 1496-nucleotide messenger RNA. It is a transcript of the gene nkx2.4b, whose product is annotated as NK2 homeobox 4b. The record is from RefSeq and is a predicted model, not a curated record. NCBI's taxonomy places the organism in Eukaryota, Metazoa, Chordata, Actinopteri, Siluriformes, Bagridae. The transcript is spliced from 2 exons. Gene Ontology annotation, biological process: cell differentiation; regulation of transcription by RNA polymerase II. The coding region runs from base 192 to 1223 and encodes 343 amino acids. Gene Ontology annotation, molecular function: DNA-binding transcription factor activity, RNA polymerase II-specific; RNA polymerase II cis-regulatory region sequence-specific DNA binding. Gene Ontology annotation, cellular component: nucleus.